CAAGACAGUCCAAUUUUUCGGUGUAUAUAAACCGAGUGCAGUGGCACAACGAUUCAGUCCCAGCUUGGAUCUCGUUACCCGUGCAGUACAGCGAAUCGUGGAGUAAUUGUUCCCCCGUGAGACGUCGAAUCAGCAGCUCAACAAUGCGAAUGUUCGUACUUCCUUGUCUCGCCGUGUGCGUGGCAUUGGCCCACUGUGGGGCUGUGGCUGGCGAGGAGGCCAACAAGGCCGAGGGCGAUACCAAGACCGUGGAGAAGCGGGGUCUCCACCUGGGCGACUAUCAUCACUACCAGCCCCAUCACGAGCACAUCAAGACGGUGACCAUUGAGAAGAAGGUACCAGUACCCUACACCGUCACCAAGCACGUUCCCUACACCGUCGAGAAGAAGAUCCCCUAUGAGGUGAAAGUGGAUGUGCCUCAGCCCUAUAUUGUGGAGAAGAAGGUACCUGUCCAUGUCAAGGAGUACGUGAAAGUACCCGUCCAUGUCCCCAAGCCCUAUGAGGUGAUCAAGAAGGUGCCCUAUGAGGUGAAGGUCCCGGUCGACAAGCCCUACGAAGUGAAAGUGCCCGUGCCCCAGCCCUAUGAGGUCAUCAAGAAGAUCCCCUAUGAGGUCAAGGUGCCAGUGCCCCAGCCCUACGAGGUGAUCAAGAAGGUGCCCGUGGAAGUGAAGGUCGAGGUUCCCGUGCCCAAGCCCUACGAAGUGAUCAAGAAGGUGCCCUAUGAAGUGAAGGUCGAGGUGGAGAAACCCUACAAUGUUGAAGUGCCCAAGCCCUAUGAUGUUGAGGUGGAGAAGCCCUACACCGUGUAUGUCGAGAAGAAGGUGCCCUACGAGGUGAAAGUGCCCGUCGAUAAGCCCUACAAGGUGGAGGUUGAGAAACCCUAUCCCGUCCAUGUAAAGGUGCCCGUGCCUCAGCCCUAUACCGUUGAGAAGAAGGUUCCCUACACCGUUGAGAAGCCCGUGCCCUAUGAGGUUAAGGUGCCCAUCGAGAAGCCCAUCCCCGUCUACUCGGAGGUGAAGGUGCCCAUUCACAAGGAGAUCCCAGUGCCAGAGAAGUACCACGUCGAGGUGCCCAUCUUCAAGCACCACGAACACCACCACGAGGAUCACCACGACCACCACCAUGGACACUACUAAGGAUCGCCAGGAUGAUGCCCAAAGCAAGAUCAAGCACAGAAAGCGAGCACAAGAAAAAGGAGGAAGUAAAAAUGAUGGUGAAGAAGGAGGAGAAGAACGAACAGGAAGGAGAAAGAGACGCAGCAAGCGACACACUAACAGCAAGUCCAUCUGUAUCUCUCAGAUGCAUCCACGCAGCAACGUUGAGCUGGACGUUGAACGGGUGACACGAGCGGGGGAAGAAGAUGAUGAAGAAAGGAUGUAAA
Molecule: messenger RNA, 1381 nt
Organism: Drosophila ananassae
Lineage: Eukaryota; Metazoa; Arthropoda; Insecta; Diptera; Drosophilidae
Gene: Vajk4
Product: MAGE-like protein 2
Exons: 4
Coding region: 144-1136 (330 amino acids)
Source: RefSeq, a predicted model, not a curated record